UGCCGAUGCAGUCUGGAAGAAAUAAGCGGAGAGGAUUCCUCAUCUACCAAAGUCUAAGCCACUAACCACCCUGGGUAUCUAUUUUUUAAUUGCUUGCUAACAAUCACAAGUUUUAUUAUCGCAAUGGCUAUCGGAAAGCUGAUCGUUGUAUGUCUCUCCGGUGGAAAGUUCACCACCAAUGCUGAUGCCACGCUUUCCUACUCCGGCGGAGAUGCCCACGCAACCAGCGUCACCCUUGACACCAAAUUUGAUGAUUUCAAGUCUGAAGUUGCUGAUAUGUGGAAGUAUGACCCCCAUUCUCUCACCAUUAAGUACUUCCUCCCCAAUAACAAGCGCACCCUUAUCACCAUUUCCACUGACAAAGACGUACGGCGCUUCAUUGAAUUCCAUGAAGACUCUGCUUCUGCUGAUGUUUAUGUCAUCACGCCCAUGCCUCCUGCUCCCAGUGAUGCUGUCUCCAUGCCUUGUAGCAGGUCUAGUCAUACAAUGCCCAAUGGACCUGUUUCUCCAGUUGAUGCUCCUACUGAUUUUGCCGCUGAUGAACCUGUUUCUCCUGCUGAUGCUCCUAUGUAUUUUCUUCCUGAUGAAGAAGACAGUGAACAGCAAAAAACACCUGGCAUUUCAUCAUGGAAGAAUUGUAUUACAGGAAUAGGUCAGACAUUUAAUACUCGACGUGAACUUCAUGACGCAUUGGACAAAUUUUCUUUAGCAUACGGUUUUCUCUAUACUCUUAAAAACAGUGAUGGAAGGCGUUUCUGUGCAAGGUGUAAAGCAGAAGGGUGUCCUUGGUUCUUUAUUGCACCAAAAGUGUCCACCACAAAGUUGUUCAGGAUUAAAAAGAUGAAUGACACCCACACCUGUGGUGUGGGUUCAAAAAGGACACAUGCCUCAAGGAAAUUGGUUGCAAGUAUUGUAAAGGAAAAGUUGCGAGAUACCCCUACUUACAAACCACAAGAAAUCAUUGAUGAUAUCAAACGGGAUUUGGGGAUUGAACUAAAUUAUGCACAGGCUUACGGGGGAAUAGCAGCUGCACUAGAGGAACUUCAAGGUUCACAUAGAAAGGCAUAUAAUCAGUUGCCUUUGCUGUGUGAGAAAAUAAUGGAAACAAAUCCUGGUAGUGCUGCCAUUCUUAACACCAAAGAAGACUCAAGCUUUCACUGUAUAUUUGUUGCUUUCCAUGCAUCGGUUCAUGGAUUCCAAAAUGGUUGCCGCCAACUACUUUUUCUUGAUUGUGUGCCUUUGAAAUCAAAAUACAGGGGAGAACUGUUUGCUGCCACUGCUUUGGAUGGGAAUGAUGGCAUUUUUCUUUUAGCUUUUGCAAUAGUAGAUGUACUGAGCAAUGAUAAUUGGCACUGGUUUUUGGAGCAGCUGAAGACUGUGCUGUGUACAUCUCUUGAGAUAACAUUUGUGGCAGAUAUGACGAAGGAGAUGAGUGAAUCCCUUAGCUCAAUAUUUCCAAAUUGUUUCCAUAGUUAUUGCCUGCAUCAGCUAACAGAAAGCCUGAAAAACAAGUUUAAGGGAUCAUUUACACAAGAGGUAGUUCGUGUGCUAAUUUCUGAAUUUCAUGGUGCCACCUAUGCACCAACUGCUGAAGGGUUCAAAAAGUGCAUUGAGACUAUUAAAAAUAUAUCACCUGAGGCUUACGAAUGGGUCCUGCAAACUGAACCUGAGCACUGGGCAAAUGCAUUUUUUAAGGGUGCAAGGUACAAUCAUCUUAAAUCUAGUGUCGCAGAGUCAUUUUAUGAAUGGGUUUCAGAUUUACCUGCAAUGCCAAUAACACAAGUGAUUGAAACAAUACGCCGUAAAAUGAUGGAAUUCAUCUACACAUGCAAGAUAGAUUCGGAUCAAUGGUCAUCAAAGCUCACUCCAUCUGCAGAGGAAAACCUCCAAAGAUGUCUUGUCAAUUCACGCUCUCUAGAAGUAUUACUUUCACCUGAUAGUUCUUUCAAGGUUUGCGAUAAAUUGGGUGUAAUAAAUGUUGUCAGCCUUGAUAACUGGGAUUGUAGUUGUAGGGAAUGGCAGAUAAAGGGCUUACCAUGUUCACAUGCUGCUGCAGCAAUUGAACACAUUGGCAAGAAUGUGCAUGAUUAUUGCUGUAGAUAUUUUACAACUGAGGCUUUUAGAGUUACAUAUUCAGAGUCUAUAAACCCAAUUCCAGCUUUGGACAGGUCCAUGCAAAGAGAAUCCUCGCCAGUGCACGUGCAUCCUCCUUGCAUACCCCGUCCGGUCGGUCGGCCCAAGGAAAGAAAGCAUGCAUUUACAUCCAAGCAAGCUGUUAAGAGAACACUCCAGUGCAGCAAGUGCAAAAAGCUUGGGCACAACAAAAGGAAAUGCAAGCUAUCUGUUUAACACUGCUCUGUUGGUGUGCCUGGUAAAAACGUUGUAGUUAUUAUUGUAUUUAGGUUGGUUGAAAGAAAUCUAGUGAUGAGUAAGAGCUGGGAGAGACGUACUGAUGUAUUGGAAUUUCGUAUGUAGAUUAGUCUGGAUGUUACAAACUGGGUGGUUGUGGUAGGAAGCUGUUUGAUGUUAGGUUUCCAUUUAUACUAACAGGAAAGAAAAAGUAUGGCUUCAUUGUUUUUCUAUAGAAUGCCAAGUCAUUUGAUCAGCUUAUAAACGAGCGGUCAUUCCUGAAUAUGGUUGAACAUGUUAUCUCAGUGAGCAUCAGACAGCUUAUGAAUAACUUGUUGCUCAUCAGUAGCCAACAGAUCAUCUGGUGAAUUCAUAUGUUAUUCAUGCGUCCUGCCUGUAAUCACUCUGUAGACAAGGCCCUGGCCCCUGGAUCAAUUCAUAAUGAAACAAAACCACCCACAUCUUGUAUUG
Molecule: messenger RNA, 2820 nt
Organism: Theobroma cacao (cacao)
Lineage: Eukaryota; Viridiplantae; Streptophyta; Magnoliopsida; Malvales; Malvaceae
Molecular function (GO): protein binding; zinc ion binding
Source: RefSeq, a predicted model, not a curated record